GACCCAAAUAUAGUCGCUCUGUAAAUUUGGACCGAGGCGGCGCAUCGGCGAGAAGCCCCACACUGCUGCCCCUUACCGGAACAAACCACUCGACCACCCGGACACGGGGGUGGUCGUGGUGUAGAGAACGACAGGCAGCGUAGAGGGGUAUGUGCGUGUCUCUUCCUGAACCUGUCAUGGGUGAACAACUGCCACCACAGCAAGGGGACUCGCUGCUGAAGUUCCACCAGGGGAGCCUCCCCAAUGGGAAAGAAGCCGGCAAAGACGGCCUGUAUGCCAGAGGCCAGUGGGCUAGUAAGGCUGAGUUCCUCCUGGCCGUGGCAGGGCAGAUCAUCGGCCUGGGCAACGUCUGGAGGUUUCCUUACCUCUGCUACAAGAACGGAGGAGGUGUGUUCUUUGUACCUUACCUGUUGUUCCUGGUGCUGUGCGGCAUUCCCCUGUUCCUCCUGGAGACCUCACUGGGACAGUACACCAGCCUGGGAGGUGUCAGUGCUUGGAGGACUAUCUGCCCGUUAUUUGGAGGUCUCGGUUACGCCAGCCAGGUGAUUAUCCUGCACGGCUGCGUGUACUACAUCGUCAUCCUGGCCUGGGCUCUCUUCUACCUGUCCUACAGCUUCCAGGCGGAGCUGCCCUGGUCGCACUGUAACAACACGUGGAACACUGAGGCGUGUGUCGUGUUUGACCACCGCAAUCAAACAGCCAAUGUGAGCAGCCUGCCUGGGAACACCUCGUCCCCCGUCAUGGAGUUUUGGGAGCGGGAGGUGCUCCGCCUGUCCAACAGUUUAGACGAGCUGGGUCCAAUCAGCUGGAAGCUGGCCCUGUGUCUGGCCGUCAUCUGGCUCGUCUGUUACUUCUGUGUCUGGAAGGGAGUCAAGUCCACCGGAAAGGUGGUGUACCUCACAGCCACCUUCCCAUAUGUCAUGCUGUUUGUGCUGCUGGUGCGCGGUGCCACCCUGCCUGGAGCGACCCAGGGCAUCAUCUACUACCUCAAACCCAACCACACACGCCUGGCAGACCCACAGGUAUGGAUGGACGCAGGUACCCAGAUAUUUUUCUCGUACGGAAUCUGCUUGGGAAGUCUCACAGCCCUGGGUAGUUACAACAAAUACAACAACGACUGCUAUAAGGACUCUUUCAUGCUGUGCCUCCUGAACAGCAGCACCAGUUUCCUGGCAGGUUUCGCCAUCUUCUCUGUGCUGGGCUUCAUGGCUGAGGAGCAGGGCGUGGACAUAGCCACCGUGGCCCAGUCAGGGCCUGGACUUGCCUUCAUCGCCUACCCCAGAGCUGUAGCCAUGAUGCCUCUACCCCAGCUGUGGGCUGUCUGCUUCUUCCUCAUGAUCAUCAUGCUGGGGCUGGACACACAGUUUGUGAGUCUGGAGGCCCUGAUGACGUCAGUGUCUGACCUGUACCCUCAUCUGAUCAGACGAGGCCACCGCCGAGAGCUGCUGCUGCUGUUUGUCUGCGUCGUCUGCUUCCUGGUUGGACUGGUCAUGGUCACGCCUGGAGGUUUGUAUGUGUUCCAGAUCUAUGACCACUUCUCCUGCAGCGGAGCCAGCCUGCUGCUCCUCUCCAUCUUCCAGUCUCUGGCCAUCGGCUGGGUCUACGGAGCCGAGCGCUUCAGUGCCAACAUCAGGGAUAUGACCGGCUACAGCCCCCUGCCUGUCUUCAAGCUGUGCUGGAAAUACUUGACCCCAGCUGUGUGCACUGCCACCUUUGUGUUCUCCCUGGUGUGUUGGUCUCCUCUGAGCCUGGGGAAAGGCCUGGUCGCUCCGGUCUGGGCCACCACGCUGGGCUGGCUCCUUACCUUCUCCUCCGUCUCCUGGCUUCCCAUCUGGGCCGUUUACGCCCUGGCCACCACCCCAGGAACCCUGGCACAGCGCUUCCAGCACCUGUGCAGCCCAGCCAAAAACACAUCACUGGCCUUCCACCACCUCUCCACCAACAACUCAGCGCUGUCCUACAGCCCUGCACUGCCUCUCGCCGAGAAGCCAAAGGAGCUGAUCACUGACAUCAUCCAGGAUCACACGGCCUAACUGUUGUCACUGACGAUACGGCGUCAGAGACCGCUCAGCCAAUCAGGUGUGGGGAAGGGGAGGGUGCUGGGUUCCAAAUGAAGGGCUGUAUCCUUGUCUUAGUCUUUAUUUACAGUUUUUAUUGAGAGACUAAGUAGCCACCAACAGGAUCCCCCAGUUCCUUCUUCCAAAACCUGAAUUUGGAGGUAUAUCCUCAGCAGCCCCCAGUGUCCCACGCUGUUCAUAAAGAUGGGAAAUAUCAGGUGAUCAUGUCGUAUUUACCUGAUAUUUGCAUCCACGUCUUUAUCUCUAAUUAGACCAAUGAUGAAGGCAGAAAAGUCUCUCAGCUGUCAUGGUGAAAAUUUGAACUAAACAUGUCUAAAUUUUCCUGAACACUCUUAACACUCCUUCAUCUCGAGCAUUUUGUCUGCGUAAAAUGUUUUUUUUUACCAGUUUAAUCAUUAUAUUUAUGGACCACAUGAUAACAAUCCCUUUAGCCAUCCAGUGCAGCUAAAUAACAACACUAAUGUUAUUUAUUAUUUCAUCCAGCAUUAGAGUUAUCAUCCCUUUAGCCUACGACUCUAUUCUGAGUGAGAGAUUGCUGCUUUGAUUCUCUGCUUACUGUUUCUUUCUUGUUGUGUUUGGGUGCAGGUGUCAUCUGACAUGACUCUGUGAGUCAGACAUGUUUUAUAGAGCGAUUUUCCCGGACGUUUCGUACGUGCUUCACCCUCUGUGACCGUAUCAUGGAGUUCAAAUGGUUCAUACUUCGCCUUAACACUCAGAACAAGUGGUGCUAAUGCAACAUGGUCAACUCUUUGUCAUUUACAGAAUGAAAUGUGCAGUAACUGUUUUCAUCGAUUACUGUCUUUUAAAUAAGUGUACUUAUUUUAGCUGUUGUCAUUUGCCUCAGAUGUACAGGUUUCAGGUUCAGUUUCUGGAAAAGUAAAAGGCAUUAUUAGCACAUCUUUGCACUAUACCAAAAAUAACUAUCACUUAUCACACUGGGAAAUAUGCAAUCAUAGUAUCUGAAUCAGCUUAUGCCAAUACUACAAUAUUACAAUACUGCUGCUGCUGUGUAGACAAAACAGUUUUUUAUUCUGUUCACCAAAUGUUUAACUUAAAGUAGGUUUUCAGUAAGAAACUAACUCUGUAUGUUAUAAAAUAGCUGAUGCCUCUCCAGUGCGAUUCUCUUUGGGACAGGACUUUGCUGCGUCUUUGCAUGGUGACAUGCGGGAGAUGUAAAAGUGAAAGAAGGACAUCUGCUCGGUGUAGGGAUGUUUAUAUUGUUCAACAGAAGAUGCAAUAUGUGAAUGUGAAAAAAUUAUUAAGACAUACUCUUGGAGAGAAAAUAAAAGACAAUUAGAAUUUGUCCUUUACUCUUUUCAUAAAAUAUGUUAAAUUCAUAAUGUCACUUACAGUACAGUUACUACAGACUUUUACAAUCUCGGAUUUUCUGAAACCCUUUCAGAUGCUCCCCUGAGAUUAAUUUAAGGAAAAGCAAAGUGCUAAACCCAUCUCGUGUCUUUUGAAAGGCUUUCGUCGAUCCAAGUGUGUUGUCGUCUGUUUACAGGUGUAUACAUGUGCCUCUUUGUUUUUAAAUGGAGUGCUUUACUUUUGUAUGUGUAUCCUUAUUUUCUUUUCUAAAUGAACAUAUAUGCA
Messenger RNA from Toxotes jaculatrix (banded archerfish), 3671 nucleotides. Its product is annotated as sodium- and chloride-dependent GABA transporter 2-like. The record is from RefSeq and is a predicted model, not a curated record. Gene Ontology annotation, cellular component: membrane. Lineage: Eukaryota; Metazoa; Chordata; Actinopteri; Toxotidae. The transcript has 15 exons. Bases 150 to 2033 code for a protein of 627 amino acids. Gene Ontology annotation, biological process: sodium ion transmembrane transport.